Cyclopterus lumpus (lumpfish) is the source of this 1873-nucleotide messenger RNA. RefSeq names its product snurportin 1 (gene snupn). Gene Ontology annotation, molecular function: nuclear import signal receptor activity; protein binding. Gene Ontology annotation, cellular component: nucleus; cytoplasm. NCBI's taxonomy places the organism in Eukaryota, Metazoa, Chordata, Actinopteri, Perciformes, Cyclopteridae. The coding region runs from base 82 to 1203 and encodes 373 amino acids. The transcript has 9 exons. Gene Ontology annotation, biological process: snRNA import into nucleus; protein import into nucleus. The record is from RefSeq and is a predicted model, not a curated record.
GCCAACCUAAAGUCGCAGUUGGUGGGAAAGAUGACAGCGUGACGUCACAGCAGCAGCCUCCCCGAAUGUCCAAGAGCCCCCAUGGAUGACCUGACCCAAGCCCUCUCGGCCAGCUUCGCUGUGUCCAAGGAGCCCAACAGCACCGCCGCCGCCCACCCUCGGCUGGCCCAGUACAAGAGCAAGUACAGCGUGCUGGAGCAGAGCGAGCGGCGCCGGCGCUUCCUUGAACUGCAGAAAAGCAAAAGAUUAAACUACGUCAACCACGCGCGGCGUCUGGCUGAUGGGGACUGGACGGGGGCAGACAGCGAUGGAGAGGAGGACAUGGAGAAAAAAGAGGAGGGGGAACGGGAGAAAGACGGCCGCACGGAGGACGAGGGCAUGGAGAUUGAGAGGAGGAAGCUGCCGAAACAUUAUGCGAACCAGCUCAUGCUGUCAGAGUGGCUGGUGGACGUGCCGUCAGAACUGGACACUGAUUGGGUGAUGGUGGUCUGUCCUGUGGGGAAAAGAUCUCUCAUCGUUGCCUCCAAGGGCUCCACCGCGGCGUACACUAAAAGCGGCUACUGUGUGAACCGCUUCCCCUCCCUGCUGCCCGGUGGGAACCGACACAACUCGGCCAUGGGAAAAGACUACACGAUCCUGGACUGCAUUUACAGCGAGGUGGACCGAACGUACUACAUCCUGGAUGUCAUGUGCUGGAGAGGCCACCCGGUCUACGACUGCCCGACCGAGUUCCGGUUCUUCUGGCUCCAGUCCAAAGUCCAGGAGACGGACGGCCUAUCGGAAAUCGCCAAGCGCAACCCCUUCCGGUUUGUGAGCCUCCAAAGCAUCGACUGCACAGCAGAGCCCAUCCAGAAAGCCCUAGCUGCCGAGUACAGCUUCAGCGUGGACGGUCUGCUCUUCUACCACCGGCAGACCCACUACACCCCGGGCAGCACCCCUCUGGUGGGCUGGCUCCGCCCCUACAUGGUGACCGACAUCCUGGGCAUAGAGGUCCCCGCGGGACCCCUCACCGCCAAGCCCGAGUACGCCAGCCAACAGCUGCAGCAGAUCCUGGAACACAAAAAGACGUCGAGUGAAGUCCGCCCGGCCAACAGUAGCGGAGGCUACGAGUUGGAGUACCUGUCCACGCCAUACCAGGACGGCGGGGACCCUGUGAACUUCCUAAAUCAAAAGCCCAUAAGGGAAGCCACCAUGGAGGUCUGAGCGCGGGAGGCCUAACGAGAUGCAAAUUGCUAACUCGGCGUUCGAGUGGUCGGCGGCCCACAUAUGGCUCUUUAGAAUGUGCUGAAUGGGUGUUUUUUUUGUUUUUUUGGCAGAUCCGACCAAUUGCAAAGCAUGGCUAAUUCUAAUCCGGCACUGCUCAGGACGCCCUCAGAGUGCAGAUUAGCAGAUCUAUAUGCCUCAUAUGUGCUUUUUAAACUCUGCCAUUUACAUCCUGUACCUGUCGCAGAACUCCGUAACAGAUCGGUGUCUUUUUGGGAGUAUUUAGCCACUAAAAGGACUUAUUCGGGGUCUGUUCCGCAGCUGCCGGUCGUAACGCCGUCGCAUACAAUCGCCGCAUAAGACGAGAGGUUUCUUAAGUGAGAAGCGCCGCGGUAAACGUUGUGGUGAAGUGUUAUGUUGCCCGCUUAAAAACGAAUAAUUGUCAGUCAGCAGGUUACAUUUAUCACGGUUGCGUAGCCACCAAAAAAAUAUACAAACAGGAGAGUGUCCCUCUGUGUUUUGGGAGGCGUUGCUGACUGGGCACACCUCCAUUGUCAAUGAAGACUGGCAGCAGUGACGUAGACUUUGAAGCAAUUUGUAAAUUUAACAUUAAAUUGUAAAAGUUGUUUUUUUAAGAUGUUUCUAAAUAAAUGUUUUUUUUAUUGAAGUA